Orcinus orca (killer whale) is the source of this 2896-nucleotide messenger RNA. RefSeq names its product NIMA related kinase 8 (gene NEK8). NCBI's taxonomy places the organism in Eukaryota, Metazoa, Chordata, Mammalia, Artiodactyla, Delphinidae. Gene Ontology annotation, molecular function: ATP binding; protein kinase activity. Bases 86 to 2182 code for a protein of 698 amino acids. The transcript has 15 exons. The record is from RefSeq and is a predicted model, not a curated record. Gene Ontology annotation, biological process: protein phosphorylation.
GGGGGCGUGGUCCUAGAGAGGGCGGGCCCGCGCACGCGCUGUGUCUGAGUUUUGGGGUUCCGGAAAUGUGACUCUGAGAAAUGAGAUGGAGAAGUACGAGCGGAUCCGAGUGGUGGGCAGAGGUGCCUUCGGGAUUGUUCACCUGUGCCUUCGCAAGGCUGACCAGAAGCUGGUGAUCAUCAAGCAGAUCCCAGUGGAGCAGAUGACCAAGGAAGAGAGGCAGGCAGCCCAGAAUGAGUGCCAGGUCCUCAAGCUGCUCAACCACCCCAAUGUCAUUGAGUACUACGAGAACUUCCUGGAGGACAAGGCUCUCAUGAUCGCCAUGGAAUAUGCACCAGGUGGCACCCUGGCUGAGUUCAUCCAGAAGCGCUGUAAUUCCCUGCUGGAGGAGGAGACCAUCCUGCACUUCUUUGUGCAGAUCCUGCUGGCGCUGCAUCACGUGCACACCCACCUCAUCCUGCACCGGGACCUCAAGACCCAAAACAUCCUUCUAGACAAACACCGCAUGGUCGUCAAGAUUGGUGACUUUGGCAUCUCCAAGAUCCUUAGCAGCAAGAGCAAGGCCUACACGGUGGUGGGUACUCCAUGCUACAUUUCCCCUGAACUGUGUGAGGGCAAGCCCUACAACCAGAAGAGUGACAUCUGGGCCCUGGGCUGUGUCCUAUAUGAGCUGGCCAGCCUCAAGAGGGCCUUUGAGGCUGCGAACCUGCCAGCGCUGGUGCUGAAGAUCAUGAGCGGCACCUUUGCGCCCAUCUCUGACCGGUACAGCCCUGAGCUGCGCCAGCUGGUUCUGAGUCUUCUCAGCCUGGAGCCUGCACAGCGGCCACCGCUCAGCCACAUCAUGGCGCAGCCCCUCUGCAUCCGGGCGCUCCUCAACCUCCACACUGACCUGGGCAGCGUCCGCAUGCGGAGGGCAGAGAAGCCCCUGGCCACCGGGCCACCCAUGGCCCCCGGCAGCACAGGGGGCAGGACCACCAGUGGCCGUUGCAGAGGUGUUCCCCGGGGACCUGCCCGGCCGGCCAUUCCGCCGCCCCUGUCAUCGGUGUACGUGUGGGGUGGCGGGCUCAGUGUGCCGCUGCGGCUGCCAAUGCUCAACACAGAGGUGGUCCAGGUGGCAGCGGGGCGCACGCAGAAGGCUGGCGUCACGCGCUCUGGGCGCCUCAUACUUUGGGAGGCCCCGCCCCUAGGCGCUGGAGGGGGCCCCCUCCUCCCUGGGGCGGUGGAGCAGCAGCAGCCCCAGUUCAUCUCCCGUUUCCUGGAGGGCCAGUCGGGUGUGACUAUCAAGCAUGUGGCCUGUGGGGACCUCUUCACGGCCUGCCUGACUGACCGAGGCAUCAUCAUGACCUUUGGCAGUGGCAGCAAUGGGUGCCUAGGCCAUGGCAGCCUCAAUGACAUCAGCCAGCCCACCAUUGUGGAGGCCCUGCUGGGCUAUGAGAUGGUGCAGGUGGCCUGUGGGGCGUCUCAUGUGCUGGCCUUGUCCACUGAGCGAGAACUGUUUGCCUGGGGCCGCGGAGAUGGUGGCCGGCUGGGACUAGGCAACAGGGAGUCCCACAGCUGCCCCCAGCAGGUACCCAUGCCCCCAGGACAGGAAGCCCAGCGGGUUGUAUGUGGCAUUGACUCCUCCAUGAUCCUCACUGUGUCCGGCCAAGCCCUGGCCUGUGGGAGCAACAGGUUCAACAAGCUGGGCCUGGACCAUCUCUCCCUAGGGGAGGAGCCUGCCCCACACCAGCAAGUGGAGGAGGCCCUGAGCUUCACACCACUAGGUUCUGCACCCCUGGACCGCGAGCCCCUGCUGAGCGUGGACCUGGGCACUGCUCAUUCAGCUGCUGUAACUGCCUCUGGUGACUGCUAUACAUUCGGCAGCAAUCAGCAUGGGCAGCUGGGUACCAUCGCUCGCCGGGUCAGCCGGGUACCUUGUCAAGUCCAAGGCCUCCAGGGAAUCAAGAUAGCAAUGGUGGCCUGUGGGGAUGCCUUCACUGUGGCCAUUGGGGCAGAGAGUGAAGUGUACUCUUGGGGCAAAGGGGCCCGAGGUCGACUGGGAAGGAGGGAUGAGGAUGCUGGACUCCCUAGGCCAGUGCAGCUGGAUGAGACACACCCCUACACAGUGACUUCUGUGUCCUGUUGCCAUGGAAACACUCUCCUGGCUAUCCGCCCGGUCACAGAUGAGCCAGUCCCCCCUUGAGGCACCUGGAUACACCUCUGGACGACCCCGAUAUUGCUUCUCCUGUAAAUGUUCUUGAAAAGUGCAGGUGCCUCAGGCAUGACCAGCCCCCUGGAUUGUAUCAUCAAUGGGGUAUAAGAACCAGUAAAGCCCCUGCUCUGCCUUUGGCCCUGGAUAUGUAAAACUCAACCCACCCUACUCCCCUCCCCACCCCUUCUUAUCUUUAGUCAACGUCCCCAGGGUUCAGCCUGGCUAGAGUUGGAGGCCAGACGUAACUUUUGGAAGCAGGGAGGUCUCCAGAGCCUCUGCAGAAAAAGGCUGGAGGUAGCUGUGGCCCCACCUAGAUGCUGCCCCUUCCCCCAGCCCAGUUUGAAAAUAAGUCGCAGGUGUCUACUGGGAGCGCAGCUCAGUGCUUUGGAGUAAGGCAAGCUGGGGCCUGCCUGUUCUGGCCAUUCCAGAGGCCUAGCCCCUGCAUUGCCUGGGGCAGGGAGGUCCCGGGAGUGCUACCACCUGCCCCCACUCCUAUAUCCUGAGGCAGGGGUUUACACAAUCUGAGUGCCUCCCUUCCCCUGGGGGAGUGCAUGGGCUGCAGUAUACCGCAAAGGACAUCCCUGCUGAAGGUUGCCCUUCACCCCAUGCCAUUCCCCCAAAGCACGUUGGGAGAAAGGGUAGCUGGCUGGACCAGACUAGUUUCCCAGAUGACUGGGAAAUAGCGCCAAUAAAAAAUCAGCUGCC